AAGGAAGAAAUUAGCUAGGACUGAACGGAGAGGGGUUAGUGAGAAUCGGAGCAAUGUGUCAGUCCCGCUUUGUUCCUGACAGACGGGGCAGGGCCAGGGGAACAGGGGGAGCGGAAUAUGCUAAUGUGUUGCAAAUGGGAGGAAGUGAGCAAAGAGCAGAGGAAUGCGUUUGGACGUGGUGGAGUUGAGCCGAGAGUGCUUAGCCCGCCGUUGUCUGUGCAAAAAGAGAGACAGACCAGAGUGACUGCUGCUAAAGGGAAGCAAACAUGCCCCACUUUACUGUGGUGCCUGUCGAGGACAACUCGCAGUCCCACUAUGACAGCCUGGAGGGAAUUAACUGGGUGGAUUACAGAGACACGGGGCAGAGAGGAUACCCUGGGCAUGGGGAUACAGUCAGCUCUGAUGGCCAUGGGAACCAUAAAGAAGACAGUCCCUUCCUCAACAGUACAGACGUGUCUGCAAAGAGGAACGAACUACUACGACAAGAACUUGCCUUGUUUGAGGAGGAGCUGGACAUUCGACCAAAGGUCUCUUCCUUCCUCAGUCGUCUGGUCAACUACACAAAUAUCUCCCAGGGAGCGAAGGAGCACGAGGAGGCAGAGAGUGCAGAGGCUUCCAAGAAGAAACCACCCAAGUCUCCAAAUAUGGGGACACUGAUGGGAGUUUACCUGCCGUGUUUGCAGAAUAUAUUCGGCGUUAUCCUUUUCUUACGUCUCACCUGGAUUGUAGGUACAGCCGGAGUAGUGCAGUCCUUCCUCAUUGUCCUGAUGUGCUGCUCUUGUACAAUGCUCACUGCGAUAUCGAUGAGUGCUAUUGCAACCAACGGUGUUGUACCAGCUGGUGGGGCAUACUUUAUGAUAUCUCGCUCCCUGGGGCCUGAGUUUGGAGGCGCAGUGGGACUUUGUUUCUACCUGGGCACAACCUUUGCUGCUGCCAUGUAUAUCCUGGGUGCCAUCGAAAUACUACUGAAAUACCUGGUGCCACAGGCAGCCAUAUUUCAGGCCACUGACAUCCACGUGGUGAACGGCGCUAUGCUGAACAACAUGCGAGUGUACGGCAGCUUGUGCCUCGGCCUCAUGGCCGUGGUAGUCUUCGUGGGGGUGAAGUACGUUAACCGCUUUGCCUCGCUCUUCCUAGCCUGCGUCAUCGUCUCUAUAGUUUCCAUCUACGCCGGCGCAGCCAAGUCCAUCUUCCACCCUCCGGAGUUUCCGAUCUGCAUGUUGGGGAACCGGACACUGGCAUGGGACCUUUUCGAUGUGUGUGCGAAGACGGUCGUCACGGAAAACCAAACUUUGCCCAGCAAGCUGCGGAUGAAAUUCUGCAGCUCAGAGAAUGCCAGCAGCUCCCACUGUGAUGAAUACUUUGUCCAGAACAACGUGACAGAGAUUCAGGGAAUUCCUGGGCUUGCCAGCGGAAUUAUUCGAGAGAAUAUGUGGGAUUAUUUGGAAAAGGGUCAGAUUCUGGAGAAGGCCCAUCUGAAGUCUGUGGAUGUGCAUGGCUCCAUGGAGUCCUUUGGCUUGUACGUGUCUGCAGACAUGGCUACCUCCUUCACCCUCCUUGUAGGAAUCUUCUUUCCUUCAGCCACAGGUAUUAUGGCUGGAUCCAAUAGAUCAGGAGACCUGAAGGAUGCUCAGAGGUCCAUCCCUGUAGGCACCAUACUGGCCAUUCUGACCACCUCGCUAGUCUAUUUUAGUUCUGUGGUCCUGUUCGGGGCCUGUAUUGAGGGAGUGGUUCUUAGAGACAAGUUUGGAGAUGCAGUCAGGCAAAACUUGGUUGUUGGCACUCUCUCUUGGCCCUCUCCGUGGGUCAUUGUGAUUGGCUCAUUCUUCUCCACAGUGGGGGCAGGUCUUCAGUCUCUUACUGGAGCUCCCCGCCUCCUGCAGGCCAUUGCUAAGGACAACAUCAUUCCAUUCCUCAGAGUGUUUGGGCACGGGAAAGCGAAUGGAGAGCCCACAUGGGCCCUGCUCCUGACGGCACUCAUAGCAGAGUUGGGCAUUCUCAUCGCCUCCCUGGACAUGGUGGCCCCCAUUCUCUCCAUGUUUUUCUUGAUGUGCUACCUGUUUGUAAAUUUGGCGUGUGCUGUACAAACUCUUUUACGAACCCCAAACUGGAGGCCAAGGUUUAAGUACUACCACUGGGCUCUGUCGUUCCUGGGCAUGAGUAUGUGUCUGGCCCUCAUGUUCAUCUCGUCCUGGUAUUAUGCCAUUGUAGCGAUGGGAAUCGCUGGAAUGAUCUAUAAAUACAUUGAGUACCAGGGAGCAGAGAAGGAAUGGGGUGAUGGGAUACGGGGUCUGUCUCUCAGUGCUGCUCGAUAUUCCCUCCUUCGUUUGGAAGCUGGACCUCCGCACACCAAAAACUGGAGGCCUCAGGUGCUUGUCCUCCUGAAGCUGGAUGAAGACCUGCAUGUGAAGUAUCCCAGAAUGCUCAGCUUUGCCUCACAGCUGAAGGCUGGAAAGGGGCUCACGAUUGUGGGCUCAGUAAUACAGGGCAACUUCCUGGACAGCUAUGGGGAGGCACAAGCAUCCGAGCAGGCGAUUAAGAACAUGAUGGAGAUUGAGAGAGUGAAAGGCUUCUGCCAGGUGGUGGUGGCGGCCAAGGUGAGAGAGGGCAUCGCCCACCUCAUCCAGUCGUGCGGCUUGGGGGGCAUGAAGCACAACACAGUGGUGAUGGGCUGGCCUUAUGGAUGGAGACAGAGCGAGGACCCUCGAGCGUGGAAGACCUUCAUCAACACGGUGCGCUGCACGACCGCCGCUCACCUGGCUCUGAUGGUGCCAAAGAACGUGUCCUUCUACCCCGGCAACCAUGAACGCUUUGCCGACGGUCACAUUGACGUGUGGUGGAUCGUCCAUGACGGAGGCAUGCUGAUGCUUCUCCCCUUUCUCCUAAAGCAGCACAAGGUCUGGCGUAAAUGUAAAAUGCGGAUUUUCACGGUUGCCCAGAUGGAUGAUAACAGUAUACAGAUGAAGAAGGAUCUGGCAACCUUUUUAUAUCAGCUCCGACUAGAGGCCGAGGUGGAAGUGGUGGAAAUGCACGAUAGCGACAUCUCUGCAUACACGUAUGAGAGAACACUGAUGAUGGAGCAGAGGUCGCAGAUGUUGAGGCAGAUGAGGUUGUCCACCACCGAGAGGAACAGAGAGGCCCAGUUAGUAAAGGACAGACACUCCUUGGUCCGGAUGGAAAGUUUGUACUCAGAUGAGGAGGAGGAAACCCUCGAUAUCGUGCCUGAGAAGAUCCAGAUGACAUGGACCAAGGACAAGCUGGAUGCGGAGAGGAGGACCCGAAACAACGCUCCAGAAAACUUCCGAGAACUUAUUAGCAUUAAACCAGAUCAGUCCAACGUGCGACGGAUGCACACAGCAGUGAAACUCAACGAGGUUAUCGUGAACAGGUCCCACGAUGCCAGGCUCGUUCUCCUGAACAUGCCUGGACCUCCACGCAACCCUGAGGGCGAUGAAAAUUAUAUGGAGUUCCUGGAAGUGUUGACCGAAGGGCUAGAGAGAGUAUUACUUGUGAGGGGUGGAGGUCGUGAGGUCAUUACCAUAUACUCAUGAAAGGUCACCAGGUCACCACGUGGACCAAAGGAAUCAAGCUUGCCGCUAAAUACUGUAUUAGAUGACAUGACCUAAAUAUGAAUCUAGAUAUCAUAUAUCUAUAGAUUUUUAAAAGUAAGGUUUCUAUGCAGAUUUGCAUGUAUCAUAAGAUACAUUUAUUUCUUUUAAUAGACAAAAUGUAGUUUGGGACUUAAACUGUUAUCAUUGCAUGAAGAGGACACACUGGGUCUAAUGCAAGAACCAGUUUUGCAAGCAGAAUAAUUCAAAAUUGUUCAUACAAAUGAGAACUUCCACCAUCAGUUUUUUUCAUAUUUGGAUUUUGUCUUAGAACAAAGUUUGAGUCGUACAAAUCAUGUACAGUCCAGCUAUUAUAUAUCUCUACUGCAGUUUACUGUAGAGAUAUUCAAGAUUGUAGCAAGUCACAGUUUCCAAAGAAACAGUCCGUUUUGGACAGAGGUCCUUCAUCAGCUGCGCAAGCAAAGUGCUUGAAAGAACGUCUGUCCAAUACAUUCUGUUUCUAUAAAAACUCAUGUUCUUCAACACAAUUUGGAAUAUUUCUACAUCUCUUAGUACAGUACACUGCGGUUACUCAGCUUGAAUCUUCUUUGGAGAUGGGGAGAGGGUUCUUUGUACAGCUGCUGACGGACCUUUGUCCAAAACGUUGUUUCUCUGGGCCUUGUGUACUUUAAGUGUUAAAUAUAACUCUCUUUUAUAGAGAUGUUUAUAUAUUACACUACAUGUAUGCACUACACUAUGGAGAUUUCAGACAGAGAUCCUUCAUCAUUUGUGCAAGCAAAGUGCCUAGAAGGAGGAACAAGAUUAUACACACACACAC
Electrophorus electricus (electric eel) is the source of this 4386-nucleotide messenger RNA. It is a transcript of the gene slc12a4, whose product is annotated as solute carrier family 12 member 4. NCBI's taxonomy places the organism in Eukaryota, Metazoa, Chordata, Actinopteri, Gymnotiformes, Gymnotidae. Gene Ontology annotation, molecular function: potassium:chloride symporter activity. The record is from RefSeq and is a predicted model, not a curated record. Gene Ontology annotation, biological process: chloride transmembrane transport; chloride ion homeostasis; potassium ion homeostasis. Gene Ontology annotation, cellular component: plasma membrane.